UAAAGAUCUUUAUUAUCAGCUAUGUUCGUUGAUUAAUUCUUAUCACUGUUGCUGUUAUCGUACUCGGCGUGUUACCACAUUUUGGCCAGUUAACCACAAUAUGAACAAAAACGUUAACAAGGACGGAGGUAAACCGAACACGCGCGAACGCCGACUAGACAGUGUGUAGUGACUUGUUUGGUUGUAUUAUGUUUGAACACUGCUUUACCGAACAGUUUUUGCGCAUUUUAUACGUUUUCCGCUUGCGCACAGCUAGUAAGUUCUCAUACUGAAUGUGUUUGUUGUGGUGUUUGUAUCGUCCCGGUGUGGUGUUUGUAGUAUAAGUCUCAUACUAAAUACUUAUGUUUACGUUGUAGUCUCUUUGAUAACCGCAAUUUAGGCAUUUGGCAAUUGGCGUUUGUUGGAGCUACGUCCGUGAGUUUUUUUUAUGUGAGACUCGUCUCGUUUGUAUCCGGUUAAGGCUAUAACGUCGGCUCGCUUCUUGUCGUUGUGCUUGGCCGUUCACCAGUCCUCGUCGGUUGAAGUCAUCAGUGUACAGUAAAGAUCUUUCACACGUCCUGCCUGGCUGCCCGGUUAGGUACUAACCUUUGCGUUGACGGUGAACACGAAACGGUUGCCGUUCCAACGGAGGAGUGAAAAAGGUUCACAAACGUAGUGUUGCAGGCCGAUUAUUGACGAUCGUUUGUUCUGUUGUCUGUUGUGUGCGGACUGUACUGAUUUGUUUGAGCAAUGAACGCUUCUAAUAUGGAAUAUUUCGAUUUAGAAGUAAUAGACACUGAUGACCAAUCUGAAGUAACAAUUCAUUUUGAUGAUGAUGUCAAUGUCGAAAUGAACAAAUCACUUUUAAUCGAAAAUAGUGCAUAUUUUGAAGCUAUGUUCAGUGGACGUUAUAUAGAAUCUCAAAUAGGACAUAGGAUACAUAUAAAGGAUAUAAGUCAUAUCGGUUUUAUGAAGGUCAUUAACAGUUUGAAAAAUAAUCAAGUUAUAUUCAAUGAUUUAGAAGAUUUACUUCUUAUACUAGAAGUGUCACAAAUUCUUCAGUUUUCUUUUAUAAUUUUUCAGUCUACUAAAAUUAUCGAAGAAAAAUAUUUAUUUACUAUUAAUGCAGUAAAUAUAUUUCCAAAAGCUUCUAAGCUUAGAUUGAAGAAUUUAUUAGAUAAAGCACAUGCUUAUAUUUUAUACAACUUUACAACAAUAUUGAGAAAGAAUAAAGUUGGUUUUUUGAAACUAAAUGAACAUGAUUUACAUUUAUUGUUGAAAAACAUUAAUUUAAAUGUUGAAAAUGAAAAAGAAGUGUUUGAUUUGAUUAUGGAUUGGUGUUCAAUGAACGAUAAUUACAAUUUUGAGUAUGAAUUGGCAAUUAAUUGUGUGUAUUUUAAGCGUAUGACUCAAGAACAAUUGAAAUAUUGUAUUUCAAAAACUAAAAAUAUACAUUUACAAAAUGCCAUCAAAGUGUUUAUAAAUUUCACUAAAAAUAUUCAAAACACAGUAAGUUUAACUAAACCGAUUAGAUGUAUUCCACAUGUUUUGUGUGCUGUCAAAAAUGAAGAAGAUGGCCAUGCUUUUAUGUACCGCUGGGAUUGGGGUAUUAGGCAGUUUGUAAAGUUUCUAAGAUUGGAUCCAUUGCCAAUUAAUACAACUGGAUAUCAAGUUAUUAUUAAAGAUUUAGAUAUUUAUGUGUUAUCCGGUAAAAAAUGUAUUAUUGAAUAUGGAAAAAAAAUGUGGAAUGAAGAUAUGUGGAAGUAUAAUUUACUGACAGAAAAAUGGAAAAUAUUACGAGAUUGUAAACCAUUUCCUAGACACUACGGACUUGGAUAUUUUUGUGGCGAUAAUUUGGUUUUACUUGGAGGUGUUACAAAAAACAGAUUGGCUAAUGAAGUUAUCGAGUAUUAUGUAAAAGAAAGUGAUUCGCUUAAUUAUGUUACCCACAAACCAUUGCCAAGUAACAAUUUAAUUCAAAUGGGUGUUCAUCAAAAAUUGUUUAUUACUUUGGAGUAUAAGGGUAACUUGGUAUUGAUAGCUAAAAGCCAAGAACCACUAUGCUUUUACCUAACUAUUGAUCCAUCUAACAAAAAUGUUCAAAAUUGGAGUAGACGUACAAUACAUUUACCUGAAGUGGUUAUUUGUGGAACCACUUAUAAUGACACUGUUUACUUCCUUGCUUAUGACAGAAAGCGGAUUAUUAGUUUACAUAGUUAUUGUCCAAUAAAUGAUUUCUGCCAGAAGUUGAAAUCUUUUACUAUAAAGUAUGAUGAACAUACUACUAUGUGUGCUUUUAAUAUUGAUAAAGUUAUGGUGUUUAAAGAUGAUACUCUUCAAUAUUAUUCGAUUGGUGACAUCAUUAUUAUAGAAUAUAAAAUUCAAUUGAAUUCCUUUCACUCUGACUAUUUAUUAAGUGUUCCUAUGUAUUUAAAAUCGACAUAUUAAAUUAAUUUAGUUAAGUAUUAUAACUUAUAAUACUAAAUAUAUAUCUUAAGUGUACAAUUUAAAUAACUUAGUGAUGAUACAAACUACAAAGUUAAGAUUUAUA
Molecule: messenger RNA, 2530 nt
Organism: Aphis gossypii (cotton aphid)
Lineage: Eukaryota; Metazoa; Arthropoda; Insecta; Hemiptera; Aphididae
Exons: 7
Coding region: 730-2427 (565 amino acids)
Molecular function (GO): protein binding
Source: RefSeq, a predicted model, not a curated record